Panicum virgatum (switchgrass) is the source of this 1726-nucleotide messenger RNA. RefSeq names its product extracellular ribonuclease-like. Bases 72 to 1577 code for a protein of 501 amino acids. Gene Ontology annotation, molecular function: nuclease activity. Lineage: Eukaryota; Viridiplantae; Streptophyta; Magnoliopsida; Poales; Poaceae. The record is from RefSeq and is a predicted model, not a curated record. The transcript is spliced from 9 exons.
GGAUCCGCGAACUUCGGCAGUUCGGUUGGUACAACUGGUAACCAUCUUCAUCGCCGCCGAGUGGAGCGGCAAUGUCGGCGCCCAUACCCACCAUCCUCACCGCAUCCUCUUCCUCCCCCACUCCUGCCCGCGGCGCUGCGCCAUCAAAAACCUGCCGCUCCAUCGCCAUCUGUCGCCCAUCCUUUCCAUGUUGCUGCCGUAGUUGCCGCGGCAAGAAACCCAGCCCCGGACCCACCGGGUCGCCAUUGCUCUUGCUCCCGGAGAGCUCCCUCCCGCCGUGGCUGGACCGGCGCCUCCACGCGCUGGUCACUGCUGCGCUCGCGCUGUCUGGCCUGCCGCUUCUCCCGGCUGCCCAUGCCUCCUCCGUGGGUGUGCGUUCACCGCUGGACGCCGCCGCGUACCCCUGCGAAGAUGUCAGGCGCUACUACGCUGGCCUUGAAGGCCUGGCUGGCGACGAGCUGAGGGCGAAGCUCGCCGCCGUCGUCUCACCUCACGCUGCCCUGCGGGACAAAGAUGUGUGGGAGGCGCUCAAGAUUCUAGAUGCAGCUGAUGCAGAACACCCUGAGGCAUCAUCUAAAGUGAUUGAGAUAUACUCGCAGAGAGCAGUGCCGAAGAUCUUAGCAGGCAAACCAGAUGGAUGGAAUAGGGAACACCUGUGGCCUCGAUCAUAUGGUCUAAGUUAUGGCCCAGAGCUAACUGAUCUUCACAACAUACGUCCUGCAGAUGUCAAUGGUCAGCCAGUAAACUCUUCAAGGGGAAACAAAUAUUUUGGAGAGUGUACUGCCACAUCAAUAAAUUGUGUACGACCAGCAAAUCGUGAAGCCGCAUCUGACACUGAGACAGACGCUGAAAAGUGGGCACCUCCGUAUCAGGUGCGUGGAGAUGUAGCUAGGUCCCUGAUGUACAUGGCAGUAAGCUAUGGAUCUGGCCAGAAGGCUGGAACACCACAUCUGGAACUUUCUGAUUCACCAAGUAUUCAAAGAAGAAACAUGGGUCUCCUAUCAGCUCUUCUACGGUGGAAUGAACUCGAUCCACCAUCAGGACCUGAGCAGCUUAGAAAUGACAGAGUCUGCAGCCUUUACCAGCAUAAUCGAAAUCCUUUUGUUGAUCAUCCAGAAUAUGCAAAUCUUAUAUGGGGGAACGCUCCUGCCGAAAGUUCACCUUUCACAGGGAAAACACAGAAGGCUUGGAUCAAUGAGUUCCACUAUGAAAAUAAAGGCAAAGAUGAGAAUGAGUUUGUUGAAUUAAUGAUACAUACAUCUUUAGAUGCAAAGGAUCUCAUUCUCGCACUGUAUAAUGGAGCAAAUGGGCGAAUGUACCGCUCUCUUAAUCUAGCAGACAGGGAAGCCUUCACUGUCACAGAAGGCAGUUCUGGUUAUCUGUUAUACACAGUGCGUACCCCUCUCCAAAAUCGACCAGCUGAUGGCAUAGCUCUCGUCUACUGUAGAGACAUGCGCCGAGCUGAAGUUUUGGAAUUUUUGUCCUAUGAAGGGAGCCUGAGAGCCGGUGGUGGAGCCAGGAAUUUGCGGUUGGGGUGUUCAUCUUAUCUUGCUGGACUUCUGGCUUGCUUGAAUUGAAGGGCCGAGAUGGAGCACUGGUCACUGGAGCAGUACUCGGCGCCGCCGGCCGCCGGCCGCUGGUGCCUGGUGUAGGCUGCAGUGGCGCUCGCGCCCCUGGAUGGCCUAGCUGUCCCUCAGUACAGCUUCCCCUGCGCUGCUAGUGCCUG